AUGUGGAGGUCUGGACAGGGUCAGACGUCUGGGGGCCGGCUGGGCUACAUCAUAGAAACAGAUGACUCGGCGCCCUGGUCGGGAGCCAUCGGUACCAGAGGAGCGGCCAUUUUUUUUAGCAAGCAGCCAUCCUCUCAGGACGCUUUACACGGCAGGAGCGCCUUCCUGCGCUGCGAGGUGGGAGACCCCUCGGAGGUGGAGUUUGAAUGGUUACACAAUGGAGCCCCCUUGAUAGACACGGAGCGCCGAUACCACGAGGGGGGCAGCCUGACAAUCACAGCCGUGGACAGGAGACUGGAUGGUGGGAGCUUCCAGUGCGUGGUGAGGAAUCCGAGGACCGGAGAGGAAGGGCGCAGUGUCAAUGCUUCCUUCAAUAUUAAAUGGAUCGAGAGCGGAGCGGUGUCCUUGCAGAACCCGGGCAGCAUUGCUGAUAUCCAGAGCCUGUCCCCGGUCACUUUGCGCUGUCACAUUGACGGUCACCCGCGCCCGCUAUGUCAGUGGUACAGAGACUCCACGUCACUGACAGACGAUGGCCAGUCCUAUUCCAUCAAUAACAAGGAGCGCAGUCUGACCAUACAAAGCGCGGGGCCCGAUGACAGCGGCGAGUAUUACUGCUGUGCCAACAAUGCCGCCGGAGCCGUCUGCAGCAACCGCAACUUCACACUCAACAUCAUCGAUGAAAGUUUUCCUCAAGCUGAGGUCACUCCGGAAGAUCAGAUUGUCAGUAAGAACGAAUCCGCCAUUUUCCACUGUAGAUUCAGCGCUGUGCCGCCUCCUGUACUGGAAUGGUUCUUCAAAGACAACAGCUCGCUCGUGAACAAGACACGGGUCACAGUCUUCCAGAAUGGCUCCCUUCUCAUCAGCUCUGUGGGUGUCCGGAAUACCGGCACCUAUCGUUGUGUGGGCACCGGACAACGGGGCAAGAAACUCGCUCUGCAAGCAAAGCUUAGCCUGGCCAAAAUCGAGGAUAUGCCCCCCUUGUCUCCCCGUAUUCUCACUGCAAGAACGUUGCAGCACAUCGCCUGCAGGCAGCCAGACGGACUGCCGCCCCCUACUGUGUGGUGGACGAGGAGCGGGAAGCGGAUUCCGGAGCAGGGCAGGGUGUACCGGACUGGGAGAGAAUUGGUUUUCAGCCCCAUAAUGGAGGAGGAUACCGGCGUGUACACUUGCCACGCUGCAAACAAGGCGGGCGAGAGGCGACAGGAUGUGGAAAUCACUGUGGCAACGUUUCCUGAGUGGGUGGAGAAGCCUCAGGACACGGCGAUGGAUGAGGGGAGAUCCGGAUUCCUGCACUGCGUCAGUAAAGCAUCUCUGCAGCCGAGCAUCACCUGGUACCGCAACGAAAACCCCAUUCCGUCAACCAGCGAGGUGCGGGAAUCCCGAUUCGAGGUCUUCCAGAACGGGACACUAAAAAUCCUGAGUGUGGACGUGUACGAUGGGACCGUGUACAAGUGUGUGAGCAGCACGCCCGCUGGCAGCCUCGAGGCUUCUGCCCGUGUCACCGUACUGGAGAAACUGAAGUUUACUCCUCCCCCCCAAUCGCAGUGCUUGGAGCUGAGUAAAGAGGUGACCGUCCUCUGUUCUGCAACGGGGCGAGAGAAACCCACAAUCCACUGGGCGAGAGCAGAUGGGAGCAGCUUACCCCCUCAUGUGGUUUCUGAGGCCGGUCUCCUGCGCUUUCACCGGGUCACCCGGAGCGAUGCCGGGAAUUACACGUGCAUUGCCUCGAACAGCCAGCAGGGGGAGAUCAAAGCCUCGGUGUACCUCUCUGUAGCAGUCUUCAUCAGCUUCCGUAUCGUGCCGGAGAACACCACGGUCUACCAGGGGAACACGGCCAUCCUGCACUGCCAGGCCACCGCGGACCCCACGCCGCACAUUCAGUGGAAAGGACGGGUAGGAUUGUUAGACGGCACCAAACCACAUCAGAGAAUCCAGGUCAUGCCGAACGGCUCUCUUGUAGUUUAUCAUGUGUCCAACGAGGACUCCGGGCAGUACACCUGUAUUGCCGGCAACGCCUGUAACAUCAUGCACCGCGAUACCUUCCUCUAUGUCGUAGAAAAGCCGGUGGAGUCUCAGGAUCAGAUCUCCAACACCCCGUAUAAGAUGAUCCAGACAAUCGGCCUGUCGGUGGGCGCCGCCGUGUUGUACAUUAUUAUUGUCCUGGGGCUCAUGUUCUACUGCAAGAAACGCCGCAAAGCCAAGAGACUGGGCAAGAAGGACGGAGACGAGCCGGAAAUGGAGUGUCUGAAUGGUGGCGCCACACUACACAACGGACAGACCACCGCCGAGAUCCAGGAGGAGGUGCCGCUCACCACAUUGGCAAACAAGAGACUGAGCUCCGGAGAAAGAAUCAACUUCCCCCGAUCCAACCUCCAUCCCAUCACUACACUAGGCCGCGGUGAGUUUGGUGAAGUGUUCCUGGCGAAGGCUCAGGGCAUUGAUGCUGGCGGGAAAGAUGCCGUGGUCCUGGUAAAAACUUUGCAGACUCGUGAUGAACAGCUACAGAUGGACUUCAGACGGGAAAUGGACAUGUUUGCAAAACUCAACCACGCCAACGUGGUGCGAUUGCUUGGCCAGUGCCGCGAGGUGGAGCCACAUUACAUGAUUCUGGAAUAUGUGGACUUGGGAGAUCUCAAACAGUUUCUACGAAUCUCAAAGAGCAAAGAUGAAAAGUCGAAGGGGCUGAGCACCCGGCACAAGGUGUCGCUGUGCUCGCAGAUAGCCCUGGGCAUGGAGCAUCUAUCCAACAAUCGCUUUGUGCACAAGGACUUGGCUGCUCGGAAUUGUCUGGUCAGCGCCCAGCGGGUGGUGAAAGUCUCUGCUCUGGGGCUGAACNNNNUCUUGCGCUGCAGCGAAUACUAUCACCUCCGGCAGGCCUGGGUUCCCUUACGCUGGAUGCCCCCGGAGGCCGUACAAGAAGACGACUUCUCCACCAAGUCGGACGUCUGGUCUUUUGGGGUGCUGAUGUGGGAAGUCUUCAGUUUGGGGGAGAUGCCCCAUGCCGCAAUGCCCGAUGACGAGGUGCUGGCCGGUUUACAGAGCGCUCCCGCUCCCUUGAAGCUCCCGGCCCCGGAGAACUGCUCUUCGCGCUUCUACAAGCUGAUGCAGCGCUGCUGGGCCUCGAGCCCCAAAGAUCGCCCUUCCUUUAGUGACAUUGUCAAUACGCUCGGCGAUGCCCCUGCGGACAGCAAGGUGUGAGACUGGCCGAGGUGGGGGGAAGGGAGGGGGGCCCAGAGAGAGAGAA
Nanorana parkeri is the source of this 3244-nucleotide messenger RNA. It is a transcript of the gene PTK7, whose product is annotated as protein tyrosine kinase 7 (inactive). The coding region runs from base 1 to 3198 and encodes 1065 amino acids. Gene Ontology annotation, molecular function: protein kinase activity; ATP binding; axon guidance receptor activity. The transcript has 20 exons. The record is from RefSeq and is a predicted model, not a curated record. Gene Ontology annotation, biological process: synapse organization; protein phosphorylation; homophilic cell-cell adhesion. Gene Ontology annotation, cellular component: axon; plasma membrane; neuronal cell body. NCBI's taxonomy places the organism in Eukaryota, Metazoa, Chordata, Amphibia, Anura, Dicroglossidae.